AUAAAGUACCGGAGCCACCAACAAAACCCUAAUUUCUUUGCGAGCAACCCUGAGCAAGAGCUAGAGCACCUCUUCUGCAUCUCGGCGGCUCACUCUCUGCUGCAUCGAAGAUGAAGUUCAAUAUCGCAAAUCCAACCACAGGGUGUCAGAAAAAGCUCGAAAUCGACGAUGACCAGAAGCUCCGUGCUUUUUAUGACAAGAGGAUCUCGCAAGAAGUCAGCGGAGAUGCUUUGGGUGAUGAAUUUAAGGGCUAUGUAUUCAAAAUCAUGGGAGGCUGUGACAAGCAAGGUUUUCCUAUGAAGCAGGGAGUUUUGACCCCGGGCCGAGUCCGUCUUUUGCUUCACCGAGGUACCCCUUGCUUCCGAGGAUAUGGUAGGCGAAAUGGGGAGCGCAGAAGAAAGUCUGUUCGUGGAUGUAUUGUUAGCCAGGACCUAUCAGUUUUGAACUUGGUUAUUGUGAAAAAGGGUGAGAGUGACCUUCCUGGGCUGACUGACAUUGAGAAACCAAGAAUGAGAGGUCCAAAGAGAGCAUCCAAGAUUCGGAAACUCUUCAAUCUUUCCAAGGAGGAUGAUGUUAGGAAGUAUGUCAACACAUACCGUCGAACUUUCACAACCAAAUCUGGAAAGAAGUGCAGCAAAGCUCCAAAAAUUCAGAGGCUGGUAACUCCACUGACUCUGCAGAGGAAGCGAGCAAGAAUUGCUGAUAAGAAGAAAAGAAUUGCAAAGGCCAAGUCUGAAGCAGCUGAGUACCAAAAGCUUCUUGCCUCCAGGUUGAAGGAGCAGCGCGAGCGUCGUAGUGAGAGCUUGGCAAAGAAGAGGUCGAGACUCUCUGCUGCCUCCAAGCCAUCUGUCGCAGCAUAGGUGGCCUGGUUGGUCAUAAUCCUUGGUUUUGCAGUCAUAUUUUAAUGUCGUUUAUGGGUUUCAUCCAUAUUCUGAGUUUAUUUUGAAUGAUGAACUUUAGAAGUCUUCAAGUUAUAUUUGACAGUUAAUCGUUACUGUUCUACUUGGGCCUUUGAUAUUUUUGUUUGGUUUAUUGUCUAUUAUUUUAAUGGUCUUAUCUUGUUUCGACAUGUUGGAUCUUUUGGUUAUUCUAUCAAUGUGGACCUUCUGCAAAUGCAAUUGAUGUUUGAUUGUUGGUUUGGAAA
Molecule: messenger RNA, 1144 nt
Organism: Cornus florida
Lineage: Eukaryota; Viridiplantae; Streptophyta; Magnoliopsida; Cornales; Cornaceae
Product: small ribosomal subunit protein eS6-like
Exons: 6
Coding region: 111-860 (249 amino acids)
Biological process (GO): translation
Cellular component (GO): ribosome
Molecular function (GO): structural constituent of ribosome
Source: RefSeq, a predicted model, not a curated record